GCCUCUGCAAUGGCGCAGGAAAAUCUUUCCGUGGUGCUGCACUCUCAGGGAGACCUCAGGCUUGAAAAUCGUCCCGUCCCGGAGCCCGGACCAAAUGAGGUGUUGCUCCAGAUGCACUCGGUUGGAAUCUGUGGGUCAGACGUGCACUACUGGCAGCAUGGCCGAAUUGGAGACUUUGUGCUAAAAAAACCAAUGGUGCUGGGCCACGAGGCUGCCGGGCGAGUGUUGAAGGUUGGAUCAGCAGUCAAACACCUCAAAUCAGGGGACAGAGUGGCCAUUGAGCCUGGUGUGCCUCGCGAGAUGGACGAGUUCUUCAAAAACGGACGAUACAACCUGUCCCCCUCCAUCUUCUUCUGUGCCACGCCCCCUGAUGAUGGAAACCUCUGUCGCUAUUACACGCAUAACGCCAACUUCUGUUACAAGUUGCCCGAUCAUGUCACAUUCGAGGAGGGAGCUCUCAUUGAGCCUCUUUCCGUGGGGAUCCACGCCUGCCGCCGAGCCGGCGUUAACCUCGGCAGCACCGUUUUCAUCUGCGGGGCAGGACCUAUCGGUUUGGUCUGCUUGGUCGUCGCCAAGGCAAUGGGGGCUUCACAGGUCGUCAUUACUGAUCUUUCUGCAGAGCGUCUGAAGGUGGCCAGAGAACUGGGUGCAGACUUCCAGCUGACGGUGAAGAGAACAGAUGGAGCGCAGCAGCUGGCAAAGAGAGUGGAGAACAUGUUGGGAGCUCAGCCUCAAGUUACCAUCGAAUGCACUGGCGUGGAAAGCAGCAUCCAAACGGCCAUCUAUGGGACACGUUCAGGAGGUGUGGUGGUUCUGGUGGGUCUUGGUGCUGAGAUGGCAACUGUUCCUCUCAUCAACGCUGCCGUAAGAGAAGUGGAUAUCAGAGGAGUAUUCCGCUACUGCAACACCUGGCCGAUGGCUAUCGCCAUGUUGGCGUCUGGUCAAGUGAACGUGAGGCCCCUCGUGACCCACCGCUUCCCUCUGGAGCAGGCGGUUGCGGCCUUUGAGACCACGCGUCAAGGUCUUGGGAUAAAAGUCAUGUUAAAGUGUGACAAGGAUGACCAGAACCCCUGA
Messenger RNA from Menidia menidia (Atlantic silverside), 1074 nucleotides. The record is from the annotation of a GenBank genome assembly. Lineage: Eukaryota; Metazoa; Chordata; Actinopteri; Atheriniformes; Atherinopsidae.